AUGCCGAGGGAGGAGUUUCAGCAGAGUUCGUAUCAGCUCGACGCCGGGUCCUUGGGAUAUCUCGAAGGGCUCACGCUCACUUCUACCUCGUCUCCUCGUUCCUAUCAUUACUUUGGGGGCGUACCGUACGCUCUGCCGCCCGUAGGACCAUAUCGCUUUCGGCAAGCGAGAGCUCUACCCAGCCUCUAUCGCUAUGGCAGUAAGGCCAAUCCGGGUCGAUACACUGCGCGUGCCUCGGUAUGCCCUCAGCCGGGUUUCCGUACGGAACCGGAUGAAUCUCUGUGGGAUGAGGAUUGCCUGCAGUUGAACAUCUACAUACCAGGUGGCACAGCUCCAGUAGGAGGAUGGCCGGUGUUUGUUUAUAUCCAUGGUCAGACCCGAGAUAUUGCCCAUUGAAGCGAUUGCUGAUUCUCCUAUCACCAGGCGGCUUCCUACAAUGGGGCUCUCCCAACUUCGAGGUAACGAGCUUAAGUGACUUCAUGACCAACAGUGCCUUCAAAGCCAUCAUGGUCACACCAGCAUACCGUGUGAAUGCCCUCGGAUAUCUAGCCUCUAGGGAAUUGCAAGCGGAGGCUUUGCUACGCGGAGAGCCAACUGGCAACCAAGGAUUCUGGGACCAACGUCUUGCGCUAGAGUGGACCGGCGAAAACAUUGGAGCUUUCGGUGGCGACAGCAAGAACAUCACGAUAGGAGGCUACUCAGCUGGAUCCCACAGCGUGUUUCAGCAGCUCGCUCACGAGCUAUAUUUCGUACCCGCCGAGAAGGCUUUAAUCAAGCGAGCUAUAAUGUGGUCCAACAGCCCUGGUGUCCAACCGAAAACCAUCAACGAACAACAGAAGCAAUUUGACGAGCUUCUAAGUGCCUCAAACAUCCCUCUGAUGGCCUCGGCGGGCGAGAAGCUCGAGAAGCUACGAGCAGUGUCGCCUCGAGAUCUGGUAGCAGCACAGAGCAAGAUGAAAGUUCACGAGUUCAGAGCUUUCUCCGACGGCAUCUUUGUCGACAAGGACAUCAUCGGCAAGAUUAACAGCGGAGACUUCGCAAGACGCAUGAAAUCUCGUGGUAUUAAGCUGAUGAACGGGGAAUGCAGAGACGAACACAACCUGUAUCAAGCCUGGCGGACACCUUCGCCGUCGUACGAGGCGGUAUAUACUCGUCUGUGUGCAGACUACCCGGAAACUGCAGUCCAGAAGCUCAUGUAUCUGCGAUGCGGCGAGAAACGUCACCUACCAAAGGGCUGUCAGGACUGGCAGGAUGCAUUUGGACGACUGUACGCAGACAUGCAAGUCCACGGGCUGGAACGGGGCUUUCACCGAGCACUUGCCAACGGCGGACUGGAACCCGGCAAAGAUCUCCUCCGCUAUCGCUUCAACUGGAGAACUGAGGGCUCGAAAUUGUUCCUCCCACCUGAAUGGGGCGUCACACACGCCACGGAUCACGAUAUCUGGUGGUACGGCAUCCACGGCGAUGGGUUGACAGACGAAGAGAAGACGAUUCUGAGGCCGUGGAACGAGAAAUUCGCGGCUUUUGUUCAUGGACAGGAUCCGCGAUGGGGGACUACGGAUGUGCGGGAGAUGCUGAGAUUGAGAGAGGAUGGAACGACGGACAUCUGGACUGAUGAUCGCUUUGACGAGGGCCUCGAGGUCUGGGAUACAGUCAAUAGCCAGACCGCUAGCGUUCUGGGUUGGAUCAGAUCAAUGCUGUAG
Lecanosticta acicola is the source of this 1703-nucleotide messenger RNA. NCBI's taxonomy places the organism in Eukaryota, Fungi, Ascomycota, Dothideomycetes, Mycosphaerellales, Mycosphaerellaceae. The record is from the annotation of a GenBank genome assembly.